Triplophysa rosa is the source of this 9281-nucleotide messenger RNA. RefSeq names its product solute carrier family 8 member 4a (gene slc8a4a). Gene Ontology annotation, cellular component: sarcolemma; postsynapse; axon. The record is from RefSeq and is a predicted model, not a curated record. Gene Ontology annotation, biological process: calcium ion import across plasma membrane; cell communication; sodium ion transmembrane transport. NCBI's taxonomy places the organism in Eukaryota, Metazoa, Chordata, Actinopteri, Cypriniformes, Nemacheilidae. The coding region runs from base 765 to 3584 and encodes 939 amino acids. Gene Ontology annotation, molecular function: calcium:sodium antiporter activity. The transcript has 9 exons.
UCCCCCUGGCUCAUCACGUCCAUGCGUGGCUCUAACAUUCUUCUGAUACGUUUUCUUUUUCUUCGUAGAAAUUAUGUUCUCUAGUUUCUCACGGAAAGCCUAUUUGUCGGGUUUUAUUUCUAGACUGCAAUUGUUAUAGAAUUGGACAUUUUACAUUUCUGAUCCAGUGUUUGGGACGCAUGGGCAGCAGCUGGUGUUGCCGAACAUCUUGAAGACCUUUCAUCAAUCACUUUUUUUAAACCCGUUCCUAUUUAACAUCAAAGGUGUAUUCUUCAGAUUUUACCACUGAGGCAAACAUUUUAUGUUAAAUGUAAGACGAAUGUACCACUCUUUCACUUUCUUUUGUGCUUGCCGUGAGCGAGUUUCUUAGAAAAAAAAUCUCGUUUCUUCAGCUCGAUUGGAUCGUGUAUGUUUGUUUCAGUUGUGUUUGUAUUGUUUGAACUGUCAAAUCAAAAGCAUCGCUCUACAGCUCGUGCGCAUCACCGCUACUCCGCGGCGCGCACCGGACGCGCACCGGGCUGAUACACUGUGAAUUCUAACGCGGUAAAUCGAAAUACAGAAGAGCAAGACACGAGCGAGUGCAUCCGUCCACAAGAAUUCAGACUCCGUCUGUGAACAAAGUUGUUCUUCAAACAUCUGCCUAUACCAGAGCUACCCAAUAUGAACCUCUUUUAACCGGAAGAAUACGUCUGUCUCUCAGAGCAGAGGUUUUAUUGGUUGUCAACUCUGCGACUGGUGGACACAGUUACCGUUGCACUGCCACCAUGCCUCAUUUGCACCUGCCGUCCAUCCCUUUCUCCCUCACCCCAUGCCUUUCCUCUCUCCUCCUGGUUUUCCUUUUGGGCCUCACUCAUGUCUCUCAGGCCAGCCCUGACGUGUCUCAAAGCAGUCCAGGGAACUGCUCAGGGGAGGACAGCUGCUCUGAAGGUGUCGUCCUGCCGGUGUGGAACCCCCAAAACCCAUCGGUGGGCGACAAGGUUGCACGUGCCAUUGUCUACUUCGUGGCUCUCAUCUACAUGUUCUUAGGCAUGUCUAUCAUUGCUGACCGCUUCAUGUCCUCCAUCGAGGUCAUCACUUCUCAAGAGAAAGAGAUAACGAUCAAGAAACCCAACGGUGAAGUCACCACAACGACCGUGCGCAUCUGGAACGAGACCGUGUCCAAUUUGACCCUCAUGGCUUUGGGGUCUUCAGCUCCUGAGAUCCUCUUGUCUGUGAUUGAGGUCUGCGGGCACAAGUUUGAGGCUGGUAACCUCGGGCCGAGCACAAUCGUGGGCAGCGCCGCCUUCAACAUGUUCAUCAUCAUCGCCAUUUGCGUUUACGUGGUUCCUGACGGGGAGGUGCGAAAAAUCAAGCACUUGAGGGUUUUCUUUGUGACCGCAGCCUGGAGUGUGUUCGCCUACAUCUGGCUGUACCUGAUACUGUCGGUCUUCUCUCCUGGUGUGGUGGAAGUCUGGGAGGCUGUUCUCACGUUCUUCUUCUUUCCGCUGUGUGUGGUUCAGGCCUGGAUCGCUGACCGCCGACUGCUCUUUUACAAAUACGUGCACAAGCGCUACCGGGCUGACAAGAAUCGUGGCAUCAUAAUCGAAACGGAGGGCGACGGCAUGUUUACCAAAAUGGAUAUGGAGAUGGAUGGGCAGGGCGUCAACUCUCACAAAGAGGCUCUCGAUGGCAUGCUGGCCGGAGUUGAGGAAGGGGGAGGUGGUGGCAGUGGAGGAGAAGAAGAGGAGGCCAGGAGGGAUAUGGCUCGUACACUGAAGGAGCUCAAACAGAGACACCCGGAGAAGGACAUGGAGCAGCUGAUCGAGAUGGCUAACUAUCAAGUGCUGGUACAGCAGCAGAAGAGUCGAGCUUUCUACCGCAUCCAGGCAACCCGCAUGAUGAUCGGAGCAGGCAACAUCUUGAAGAAGCACGCAGCAGACCAGGCCAGGAAGGUGGUGAGCUGCCACGAGUCUAACGCCCAGGAAGAAGACCCUCAUACCAUCUAUUUUGAGUUUGAACCCUCGCAUUACCAAUGCUUCGAGAACUGCGGCUCCUUAAAACUUUCUGUCACUCGACAUGGUGGAGACAGUGGCUGCACGGUUAAGGUCGACUACCGCACAGAAGACGGAACAGCUAACGCGGGAUCAGACUAUGAAUUCGCAGAGGGUACUCUGGUCUUUAAACCGGGCGAGACCGUGAAGGAGCUGACAGUUGGUGUGAUUGACGAUGACAUAUUUGAGGAAGAUGAGCAUUUCUACGUACACCUCAGCAACCCUCGAGUCGUCCACCGUGCUGAGGUAUCAGUUCUCGACCCUAACGCUGUGUCUUCAGGCAACAGCAUCAUCGGGUCCAGCCACGUUCCUCCUAAAGCCGCCCUGGGUAACGCUCACAGCGCUACGGUGACCAUUUACGAUGACGACCACGCUGGAAUCUUCACAUUCGAGAGCAAUUCCACACGAGUGAGUGAGAGCGUGGGCAUCAUGCAGGUGAAGGUCCACAGAACAUCUGGAGCACGAGGGAAGGUGGCAGUGCCGUACCACACUACAGAGGGCACAGCCAAAGCUGGAGAAGACUAUGAGGAGGUGGCUGGCAAACUGGAGUUCCUCAACGAUGAGACCAUGAAGAUCCUGGAGGUACAGAUCAUUGAUGACGAAGAAUAUGAGAAAAAUAAAACCUUCACCAUUCACCUGGGAGAGCCGGUGCUGCUGGAGAUAGGACAAAAACACGGAGACUCUAAUGAUAACAAGCCGGCGGUGGGAGCAGAGGAAGAAGAAGUGGCCAAGAUGGGCUGCCCGAGUCUGGGAGAGCACACUAAGCUGGAGGUGGUCAUUGAAGAAUCCUAUGAAUUCAAGAAUACUGUUGACAAGCUAAUAAAGAAGACAAACUUGGCGCUGGUGGUGGGCAGCAGUAGCUGGAGAGAGCAAUUUGUAAGCGCUGUUACUGUCAGUGCAGGUGACGAUGAUGAGGAGGAGAGCGGAGAAGAGCGAUUGCCCUCAUGCUUCGAUUACAUCAUGCACUUCCUGACAGUGUUCUGGAAAGUUCUGUUCGCCUUUGUCCCACCCACCGAGUACUGGAACGGCUGGGCCUGCUUCAUUGUGUCCAUUACUCUCAUCGGAGUCCUGACCGCCGUCACCGGAGAUCUGGCGUGUCACUUUGGUUGUACAGUAGGCCUGAAGGACUCCGUCACAGCUGUGGUGUUUGUGGCCCUGGGUACAUCUGUGCCUGACACCUUUGCCAGUAAAGUGGCAGCCAUCCAGGACCAAUACGCCGACGCGUCCAUUGGAAACGUGACAGGUAGUAACGCAGUUAACGUCUUCCUUGGAAUCGGAGUGGCAUGGACCAUCGCCGCCGUGUACUGGCAGAGUCAGGGAAAACAGUUCAAGGUCCCGCCGGGCUCCCUUGCUUUUUCCGUCACCCUCUUCACAAUCAUGGCACUGUUGUGCGUCGUCAUUCUUCUUUACCGCCGUCGGCCCUCCGUGUCCGGGGGCGAGCUGGGUGGCCCGCGAACCGCCAAGCUGCUCACUGUGUUCCUGUUCCUCACGCUCUGGCUCAUCUACAUCCUGCUGUCCUCUCUGGAGGCAUAUUGCCACGUGCCUGGCUUCUAACAACCAGAAAGGGAAAUGUACUUCUCGCUGUAUAACCCCCUGAUCAUUCUUCCUGCCGUUGUGUAUAUGAGAAGUCUAAAAUAAGUGUUUACAUUUGUUCUUACUGAUAAUUGUCGUGGUACAAACUGAACUCGCAUCCUGUCACCAACACGGAAUAGUCGGGCGUCGGUGGAGGAUGAUGGAGAAUCUGUGGUUUGGCACGUAGCUUCUCUUUAUAGAUGUUCUCUCUCACACAGUGUCUGUCAGCACUUGGAUAUUGAGACACAGCAGCACUUAUCCAAAAUACUCUCCAGAGAGCCCCUUCAGCAUUUUUCCCGCUUCAGUGCUGUAUUUUUAGCCUUUAGCCUCACUUUGAGAUUCUCUCAGAAAUCCCCCGUCUAUCACUUCUCCCGGGUCCUUUCAAUAGACUCAUUCCCACUGCAGAUCCACCUUCCCCGGAGACAUGAACAUUCUCAUAGCUCUUCUGUUGCCAGUUACUUUCAGCUCCCUAUAGAUCUUUGUACCGCUCUAAUGGAAUUCAUUUUUCAAAAAUGUAAUUUUAACUUAAAUUGUCCAGGGAGGGCUGAAUCCCCGCAACAACCCCGCCCACAAAACUACACAUGCCACACCCCUGUCCCAGCUGUGAUCCUGAUCUCAACACAUCCUAAACCACACCCUCUUUCAUUCUAAUCUUUUUUUAAUGUCAAGUGCUUGUGUUGUAGAACUUUUAAGGAAUUUUUUCCCAUACUACUGAAAUCAAAUAUCUGUGAAGAGAAAUAUUGUAGGGAGAACAGCAAGAUGAACUUUUAUGAUAUUUUUAGUUCAAGUAAAUGAGAGAGAUGCGUAUUUUGCAUGGCACAACCUUAGUGAUAGAAGUUGAAUGGAGACCAAAAGAAGUAGUUUAAAGAUGACGGUGUCAUAACAACCAAGUAUCGGUGUUUAUUCAUGUGAUAUUUAUUUAUAUUUAUUACUAUCAACUACAGUAUGUAUUACAUGGAGAAAUAUUAUGGACUAUGUGUGGGUGAUGGCAUGAAUGAGAGAGCGAUUCAACAUAUUUAACAAAUGAAUGUCGAAUGAGUGUUCAGUGUUCAAAGUCUUGUGCAUAUGAAUGUGUCCUAACCAAUCGAUUAAUUGCUAAUAAUCGAUUCCACCAAUAAAAAUGGCUGUUUAUAAAAGGUGGUGUUUAUAUAAAAUGUGUGUGCCGUGUAUGUGUAAGCCAAGGGAUAAUCCAUGGCUAGCUGUGCAUUAAAGGAUUUUAAUGCAUGAUGUGGAUGCCAAGAACCUCUGCCGUUGCCUCUGCGAAGUGCAUUCAAACCCUUUAAUGCAAGGCUAGCCAUGGAUUAUCCCGCUUAUACCAUGGUCAUUUGUCAAGUUAAAGGUUUUAAUGCACACCUUCCAGCCAAUCAGAAUCGAGUAUUCAAACAGAUCAUGGUAUAAAUAUAUGUAUAUAAUAUAAACACCACACACGCAUAUUAUAUAAACCAAACUUUUUAAAUCAAUUAAUCACGAUUAAUCGAUUUGACCGCCUGAGUCCUAAUGUAUGAAAGCGUGCCGUACUCAAGCACAGUGAACUCUGUGCUCCACUGCCAUAGUCAGGAGUUUCAGAUUCAUUUUCUGUCCAGUCCUGUGAGUUUCUGGAGCUUUCUUCCUCAUCCGUGUUUCUACAAUUGACUGCAGCUUCCGUGUGGUACAUUACUUCCCAUGCCGUUGCUCUGAUAGAGUCUUAAAUCUUGCUGUCGUACAAAGCCAUGUUCCGCACUGUGUAAAUGUAAAUGCUAAUAUCUAAGAGGCUUGGCAUCAUUGAAUCAUGUGGUUGUGUGCAAACGCAACAAGGGUGCCUUGAUAUCAACAAUGUCAUUAGGCCAUAAAUUUAGUCUGUCACUGAGUUUACACUGUUUUACAGGGCAUGUUUUCACAUGUCUAACAUAAGUUAUUAUGAUGGGAUUUGUAAAUGUCUUGUUUUUGCAAUUUAUAUUUGAAAUGUGAGGCCCUCAACUUUAUCGCAUUAAUCCAGAGCUGUAUAUAUUUAUUGACAUGAUUAUUUCUGCUGAUAGGAUCACGGCUAUCUAAUUUGCAUUUACACGCAUACUAUUGCAUACUAUUCAGUCAGCCAGGAGUUAAACUAGCCAAGUUAGCCCAAGUUCUUUCCAUCCUUCGCUCUUCUUUGUAAAGCGAUACAGUUGUUACGGGUUUCAGUUUGAAGAUAUUUCAUAAUUGUUUACAAGAGUGUCCCAGCUAUCAGCCAUCUGCUUGGUCCAUCCUGGGACAUGCUACACGAAACACUCAGUUAUAGCUGUGGGAAAUUUUGGUGUUGUUUACACUUAUGGGUCCCGGUUGACAUGUAACUUUUAAAGAGCCUGUCCUAAAGAGCAUGUUAAAAAUUCCAUCACCUGUAGGCGAGUUGGUGUAAGGACGCCAAUGGCCUAAUGCACCACUUUAGAUGCAAGAAAUUGCAGAGGGAAAUAUGUCCAGUGGUUCAAAAGCGACUGGGUUUUACAGCCCUACAUUUUAAUGAAUGAUAAAAUAUAUGGCUUCAACAAAUCCACAGUCAGCCAUCUAUAGAAGUGUUCCACUUACUUCCUCCAGAUCACAUCACCAGAUCCAGUGUGACGUGAAAGUGGGCGGACCAGAUGUACAUUUUUAUCAGCGUGCGUGUAUUUACACAUUCUGACUUUUCAAUGAUUUAAAAAAGCACAGAGCAAUGUAUUUUUAGUGCUUCUUGUUGCUAGGCGACGUUUCAAAGAGUCAUUGUCUUUCUGUCGUUAUUUUGUCUUGUGUCAUUGCACUCGGGUGGGUGUGGAAGGGAGGGCUGCCGGUUUGUAAUUACUUCAUAAGGUCACUUUCCUUUCUCUUUGUAACUGAUCACACCGGGUUAUUGAACUUGAAGUUGCACCCUAAAUGAAGGACAGUCUCUAAUUAAAGAGUUAGCAGAAAUGUAAGUUGCCCUAAGAGUUUUGAGUUGGAAUAUUAAUAAGAGCUGAUGUUGUUUUGUGGCGCUGUGAUUGAUCUCCCUAAAGUCAAAUAUAGCAGGAUUAUGACACUUGGUAACUUUGCAUCAGACUAAUGGAGUAUUUAAAAAAUUUAACAACAGCAGAGGGGGUUAUGGUAAUCUCUAUUUAAUGAUCAAAAGCCAGUGGAUAACCGCAAAAAAUACCGUAUGAGACUUGUACAACCCACUAUAGAAAUCUGCUAGUUAAUGGAGACUGGGAAGGACCAUCCCUUGUGGGAUUAUGGCCUAAAGCAUAGUGUUAUCUAACUGUGAUUUAUGAUCAAAUAACAGUAGAAACACACAGUGACCGUAUCCACUUCCAUUUCAAAAGGAACAGUUCACCCCAAAAUGAAAAAGUUUAGUUACUCAUGUCAUUCAGAACCCAUAUGCUUUUUUCUAUGGAAUCAUUACACAGAUGUUAAAGUUUGGACCACUGUUUAGUAAUCAGUGGUUGUCAAGCUCUAAAAAGGAGCAAAAAUACAAAAGUAGUCAGAAUGACUGAAAUGUAUGUUCUAACGUCUUUUAAAGCCAGAGGAUAAAGCAAGUUUGUGUGAGGAACAAUCAAUGCAUUCGUGGUGUACUUAUUACGUUGGUUUUUGCCCUUUUCGACUUAUUGGACCUAUUUUGUAUCUUAAGGUACAGUUAAAUGUUUUGUUUCCUCAAAAUUUUAAAGUACACAAUAGGUCUUCAUGGUACAAUUAUGUACCCAAAAAGAUACAAGAUAUUUAAUGUUUUGUUCCCAUAGAAGUACAAAAAGGAAACCUUAAUGGAAAAGGUCACCUGAAAAUCAAAAUCGUGUUAGUUUUUACUCACCCACAUGACGUUCAACAUGUUUUAAGACCUCCUGGCAUCUUCGGAACACAAAUAAAGAUAUUUUAGGCAUCAUAGUUAUAGUUUUUGUCAAGGUCCAGAAAAGUACUAAAGACAUCGUUAAAUUGGUCCAUCUGCUCAUAGUGGCUCAAUGGAAUUUUUUGAAGCGACGAGAAUACUUUAUGUGCGAAAAACAAACCAAAAUAACGAGUUCAAUCGAUAUAUUCUCCUCUGUCUUGUCAGUCUAUGGUGUGCGUUCAAGAGCGCACUUCGACGCAUGCGCAUUCGGUUUGUGCACCGAACGCCGCAUGGCUCAUGAAAGAGGCGAAUAUAUCGAUUAAACUCGUUAUUUUGGUUUGUUUUUCACAAUUUUGAUUUUGAGGUGAACUUUUCCUUUAAGGGUACCACCUCAGUGAUGGUAAAAGUUAGGCUAGACACAAGCUUCCACCGAGGUGCCUCGAUCCGUUAUUCACGAAAAGCUAUUGUAUGGCUUCAGAAGACUUGACUAUAGUGCACAAAUCAUAUUGACUACUUUUAUGUUGCUUCAAUGGUGUUUUUGUCCUUUUUGGACAGCCACUGUGAACCAUUGUUGUGUGAAAAGAGCUGCGUAAUGAUUUUACUUUUGUGUUCCACAGCGAAUACAAACAGCACAAUGUGUGAGUCAAUAAUGAUGGAAUUAUUCUUUUUUUGUGAUCUAUGCCUUUAAAUAGGUGCAUAGUGAAGCAAAUCGUAAGCACAAGCAAUUUUGUUCCACAUAAACAGCUAAUAUAAAAUGCACCAUGUCCUCUCCAUCAAUGUACCACUGGAAUGCUUUUUAUUAUGAAUCAGCAUCUUUUGUAAUAGUCGACAUUGAGGAAGCACAAAGCAGCGUAAAAGUUUCUUGCUCCCCCAAACUCCCUCAGAUAAACUCUAAAAAGAAAAGCUCUUAUCAGAUAUUCACAGUGCAUCAUAGCAUGCUUGUUUCAUUGCUGAAUGUCAGGGUGUUUGUGUGUCAUGUGAGAGUCUCGGUCUGUCACAAGUGCUCUCGUGAUACAAUCUUAAAGCAUGUCUUUUCUAUGUGCGUGCGUUUGUUCUCUAAUAUUUGAUUUCUCUUUAAUCCCAACAUUGAGGUAUUUACAAAAGAAAGAAAUUGUGCUUGGGUUUUGUAUGUAUUGCUAUUUGAUAAAAUUGCUGUUUUAAAAACGAGUCGUUUUUUUUAAGCCAAGUGUUCUUUACAUAGUUACUUGAUACUGUUAUUGUCUUCUUGUCAAUAUGUUCUGUGCUGGGAAAAAAAUAUAUUUUGGGUAAAAAUAUGUGCUGCAUAGAGCCCUAAACACAACAAGAAAGUCAUUUAUGUUCUCUUAAUGUUAUAUUUAGAAGUGUGUGUGCGUGAAAGGGUGUGAUUUUAUUUGAACUCAUUAAAUCUGUAUUGUAAAUGGAAGCUUUUUGCCAAAAGAUGGAGAAUGAGUCUCUGUUCGUAUUGUUUUCAUUUCAUUUAUUAAUAAGUACAUUAAAGUUGGAAUUGUAUAUUAACAACAGACUUACAGUAUUCUUGAUUUAAAAGGUUUUGUAUUUUCGCAAGCAAAUGGCAAGACAAAAAAUUCUCUGUCAGUUGUUUCUUCAUUGACUUUUGGCGUUCAUAUUAAAUUUACUAAUGAUUUUUCAUUUUGCUAAUACACUAUAUUAAGUGGAGAUCAAGUGAAAUCUAGGAAUAUUGGGGGUUCUUAUUUCCCAAGUAUCUUGUCUGUGAAAACUCACACUAAAUGACAAAACAAUCCUUGCUUAAAUGUAUCACAAAACCUGGAAAUAAACUUCAGCCUCUUGCUUGUUGAAAGAUCUGAAUGAUUCAGUGGGUUUGCAAACUUCAUCACAAUAUUUCAUGUAGUUUGUCCUAUUUUUGAAUAAUAGCAUCUGUCUUAUCUACCUCACCUUGACUGGAU